This is a messenger RNA of Nilaparvata lugens (brown planthopper), 1005 nucleotides long. RefSeq names its product zinc finger protein PLAG1-like. The record is from RefSeq and is a predicted model, not a curated record. The transcript has 3 exons. Gene Ontology annotation, molecular function: DNA-binding transcription factor activity; RNA polymerase II cis-regulatory region sequence-specific DNA binding. Gene Ontology annotation, biological process: regulation of transcription by RNA polymerase II. Lineage: Eukaryota; Metazoa; Arthropoda; Insecta; Hemiptera; Delphacidae. Bases 1 to 1005 code for a protein of 334 amino acids.
AUGAGUCUACCCAGCUCAAUUGGAGCCUCGAGCCUAGCCUUUAAUUCACAUGACAUGUACACAAAAACACAAUGGAAAACACAUAAAACAAAUUUGCCUCCAACAGACCUGGAUGAGAAAGUUUCAGGAAAAGAGGUGAAGACACAGCAGGGGCGGCAGGUGACGGUGUUGAGAGAAUAUCAGCCCCAACCAUCUUCAUCAGGUGAACAGCGUGUGCUGGCAGCUCGUCAUCUAUGCCCCAAGUGCCCAAAAACCUUUGGCUCAUUUGGCAAGCUUAGUCAGCACAUCAUGUAUUCAUUUGCUUGUCAAUUUUGUCCCAAAGCCUUCUCAUCAAAAGUUAAGCUUGUUCGCCAUAUGCUUAUCCAUUCUGACCUACGCCAGUACACUUGCCAAAUAUGCGAACGCACAUUCCACCGAAAGGACCACCUCAAGAGCCAUGCUAAGGUACACGACCCUAUGAAAAGCAUCUACACAUGCAAUCGACCUGGUUGUGGUAAGCAAUAUUCAUCAUUGUUGUACCUCAGGAAACAUACUGCCCUACAUGCUGCAGAAAAUGCAAACCUUGAAUGCACCAUUUGUGGCCAAAAGUUCGCCAGCAAGGAGGAAAUAGUGUUCCAUGCGAAGGUUCAUGCUGGGUCGCGCACAGUCAAGACAGCCGAAGAUUGUAAAUAUCACUGCGAUCACUGCGAUCAAUCAUUUUUCACCGGUAAAGAUGCUGCUGUCAGGCGACACAUGGUAGUUCACACAGGCAAAAGGGACUUUCUUUGUCAAUUUUGUCCUCAUCUCAGAACGGUAGAUGCGCAUCAGUUUGAUCAACCCGCUGCUUCAUCAUCGUCAUCCCCCUCCUAUUCUGCCAUGUUAGACUCAUUCGGUCUGGAGCUGAAGCCCGGAGAUUUAGAGGAUUUAAAAGAUUUGAAGCCUGAAGACAUCGCUCCGAUGCCACUCGACAGUUUUUGGCGAAUGAUGAGACCAGCCACCACUCUAGUUGGUAUAUCAUCAGCCUGA